AUGCGUCUACUAUCUUGCCUUGUUCGCAUAAGUUGUCUGUUGGUUUCAACUUUCCAAAGACCUGUCAUUAACUCAUCUGCUCAAAUACAAGCGUACAUUAGCCAUUUAUUGGGAGAUGCGCAGGGUGGAAGUGGAAUAACUGCUGAAACUGGAGUGAAAGGGAGUACAGAUGGAGCAGAGGCAACAGCUACUACAUUUAAAGACGCUCCAGGACAAACGGACGUUGUGCACGCAUUGACAGAUGCUGAGGGCGUGAGUGGAGUCAUUGCUCCUCUGACGACUGCUGAAACCAUAGCAGAAGAGAGUACUACUGGAAUGGAAGCGACGGCUACUACAGUCGAGGAUGAGGACACCGAGGCUGAAGUUUCCUCACUUGCUCCAGGGCAAACGGACAUUGUCCCUGUGUCUACAGAGGUGAAGGACGUGACAGGAGUUAUUGUUCCUAGUGCGACUGUUAAAAAUGGAGCGGAGGGGACAACGAGCGGACUGGAGGUGACGGCUACUGCAGUCGAAGACGAGGAUGCGGACGUUUCCUCACUUGCUUCGGGAUAA
Dibothriocephalus latus is the source of this 552-nucleotide messenger RNA. The record is from the annotation of a GenBank genome assembly. Lineage: Eukaryota; Metazoa; Platyhelminthes; Cestoda; Diphyllobothriidea; Diphyllobothriidae.